Molecule: messenger RNA, 2303 nt
Organism: Nomascus leucogenys (northern white-cheeked gibbon)
Lineage: Eukaryota; Metazoa; Chordata; Mammalia; Primates; Hylobatidae
Gene: CFAP206
Product: cilia and flagella associated protein 206
Biological process (GO): regulation of cilium beat frequency; sperm axoneme assembly; regulation of flagellated sperm motility
Cellular component (GO): axoneme; ciliary basal body
Source: RefSeq, a predicted model, not a curated record
AUAAAUGUAACACUGACUCUGCGAAGGGGCUGCUGAAUAAAGCCAUGUCUCAUUUACCUGCUGUCGCUCCAGUGUUCUUCCAGCUCCGCGCCCCACAUCCACCCACUGUCCUCAGACCUCAGCUGGGGCUGCACCCCAACCGUGAGUGUGACAGAGAGAAGAUGAGUGUUAGAGAUCAUGAUCCUGAAGUGCUGAUGAGAAAUUCAGCCAGAAUGCCUCCAACUCAGGCCGAAAGUGUUAUAAGGAGUAUUAUACGAGAAAUAGGACAAGAAUGUGCAGCCCAUGGAGAGAUUGUUUCUGAAACUCUGAUUGCUUUUAUGGUGAAAGCUGUUGUCCUGAAUCCAAGUAAUGGCUUUAACAUGGAUAGAACCCUCAUGAAAAGUGAUGUGCAGAAUCUUGUUAAGCUUUGUAUGACUCGGCUCUUGGAUACUAAAAAUCCAUCCCUGGACACUAUUAAGAUGCAAGUCUACUUUGAUAUGAAUUAUACAAAUCGAGUGGAAUUUCUCGAAGAACAUCACCGGGUCCUAGAGUCUAGAUUAGGCUCUGUUACCAGAGAAAUUACAGAUAACAGAGCAUGUGCUAAAGAAGAAUUGGAAAGCCUCUACCGGAAGAUUAUUAGUUAUGUGUUACUCCGCUCUGGCCUUGGAUCCCCUACAGACAUCAAGACUGUCAGAGAGGUAACAGCUGCUCUACAAAGUGUUUUCCCUCAGGCAGAGCUUGGGACAUUUCUAACUCUUUCUAAGAAGGACAAAGAACGCCAGCUGAAAGAACUCACCAUGAUUGUUACUGGAAUUCGUUUAUUUAACAGAGACUGUGGAAAAGGAGGAGAAGGCAUUGAUGAUUUGCCAGCUGUUCUCCACGUAGCAAUCCCAGCCACCAUGCAGCAUAUUGAUUCCCAGCUUGAGACUGCCCGGAGCCAGGUAUACCGCUACACAGCCAUCCUUGAGAAGGCAGCCAACGACCCACUCAUGAGGGCCAAACUUCAGCCAUAUAUGUUAAAAGAAGCGCUAUAUAAUAUACGACAAUAUGAGGUCUUCCUUCAAAUCAUUUUGUCAGAUAUAAUUACUGGUGCUCAAGAAGUGGAAAUGAUGACAAAACAGUUAGGAGCCCAUCUGGAACAACUAAAAAUGACCAUAAAAUCAAAGAUAGCGGUCCCAACAUCACAAGUCUUUCCUAUCUUCAUUGCACUUUCUACUCUGUGGACCAGCUUGCAAGACGAAACUAUUGUGAUUGGUGUCCUCAGUAAUUUAUUCACUCACAUUCAGCCAUUCUUGGGUGCUCACGAACUAUACUUCCCUGAGAGAGUGAUGCAGUGUCAUCUUAAUGAAGUGACUGUGAAAACUGAUGUGUGUAGAAUGAAAGAACACAUGGAAGAUAGAGUAAAUGUGGCAGAUUUCAGAAAACUAGAAUGGCUUUUCCCAGAAACAACAGCAAAUUUUGAUAAACUGUUAAUUCAAUAUCGGGGAUUUUGUGCUUACACGUUUGCUGCAACAGAUGGUCUUCUCCUUCCAGGAAAUCCAGCAAUUGGAAUUUUAAAAUAUAAAGAAAAAUAUUACACAUUCAAUAGUAAAGAUGCUGCAUAUUCAUUUGCAGAAAAUACUGAACAUUAUAUUGAUACAGUUAGAGAAAAGGCCAAAAAAAAUACAGAGUUAAUUCAGCUAUUGGAACUUCAUCAACAGUUUGAAACACUUAUUCCAUAUUCUCAGAUGAGAGAUGCUGACAAACAUUAUAUAAAACCAAUUACAAAAUGUGAAAGUAGCACACAGACGGAUACACACAUACUGCCACCAACAACUGUGAGAUCAUAUGAGUGGAAUGAAUGGGAAUUAAGAAGAAAAGCUAUAAAAUUGGCUAAUUUGCGCCAGAAAGUUACUCACUCAGUACAAACUGAUCUUAGUCACUUGAGAAGAGAAAAUUGUUCCCAGGUGUACCCUCCAAAGGACACUGGCACCCAGUCCAUGAGGGAAGACAGCACUGGGGUGCCCAGGCCUCAGAUUUACUUGGCUGGUCUUCGUGGAGGAAAGAGCGAAAUCACCGAUGAGGUCAAGGUGAACUUAACUAGAGAUGUGGAUGAAACCUAAUUACAGACAACGUUUUUAAAUAGGUGCUACUCAGUUAUGAACAAUAGCAAGUGCUUAAAGGUAUAUUAACAUCUAUACAAAUUAAUUUUGUAGGGGUGGCACAUUCAUUGGUUGUGUGACUGUUUAUUGGGUUCCCAUAUUUUAUCAAACUGUUUUCUGUAACACAUUUUUCAUUCUGUUAAAAUUGAAAAAUAAAACUGUCCAUUUAUCUUUUAUUUGUUA